Tilletiaria anomala UBC 951 is the source of this 2069-nucleotide messenger RNA. RefSeq names its product Indoleamine 2,3-dioxygenase. Gene Ontology annotation, cellular component: cytoplasm. NCBI's taxonomy places the organism in Eukaryota, Fungi, Basidiomycota, Exobasidiomycetes, Georgefischeriales, Tilletiariaceae. The record is from RefSeq and is a predicted model, not a curated record. The transcript is spliced from 2 exons. Gene Ontology annotation, biological process: 'de novo' NAD+ biosynthetic process from L-tryptophan. Gene Ontology annotation, molecular function: metal ion binding; indoleamine 2,3-dioxygenase activity; heme binding. The coding region runs from base 193 to 1974 and encodes 593 amino acids.
UGUCGGCUGUGGCGCUUGUAGGUGAUAUACAUCAACGCAAACGCCUCCUACCGCCUCGCCACUGAGCAUCUCUCACGCCCCUCUCUACGCACCCCAGUGACAAGACCACCUAUAAACGGGUGACCCGCCAGGACACCGUGUUUAGCAACGUUGCCUGGACACAGCUUCCGCAUUCGGUCAGUAACGAGCAUCAUGCCUUCCCAGGUCUCUUAUCCGAGGUGGCCAAAGAGGGACGAAGCCGCCGAGUACUAUGAGUUCCCACCAGAGCACUUUCUCGCACAGCAAGUAAACCCGGCAAAGCAUCGCCUGAGCUUACCGCUGUCAGCCACUGCAGAGAGCUCACAGUCGAACAACACUGACAGCGUGGCAACGACGUCCGGCCCUUCGUUCGACCAGGCGAGUCUUGCCGCCGUCUUCGAGCCAUGGAAGUAUCCCCAGGAAGGCUUGAACUCAGAAAAUGGCAUGCCAGACACCAGCACGCUCGCAGCGGCCGACUUUGAUAUCGACGUACGCACCGGCUUUCUUCCUCCGGAGCCGCCACUGUCUCGCUUAGAUUCACCCUACCACAUCUGGGAGGAUUUGCUCUCUCUUGCUCGGUCAUCUCAUCUCCGCCUGCUUGGUGGGGGAGCAUCAAGUUCUCCAGAAGGCGCUCCGCUGGCGCGUCGGUGGCGCCGUCGUGUCAGGCAGAUGCCUAUCAUUAGCAUCGAGCACGACAUGCACUGCGACAUCAGGAAAGCUCGCAGAGGUCACCUGGUCCUCUCCUUUCUUGCACACUUCUACCUACACAGCCAACCUCAGAGCAGUCAUCAGCCUGAACCCGCAACGUCGUCUUGGAGUGACUUUCGGUGGUUCAAGACGUCUGCUCCGGACAACGAACUCGAGGAAGAAGGUCGAGGCGCUCAUCUGGAUGACAUUCCAGCUCCGAUCUCCAUCCCACUGGUACAGCUCAGUGAAGUGCUCGGCCUUCCUCCCAUCUUGACGUAUGCGACGACAGUCUUGUGGAACUGGGAGCUAUCGGAUCCAGCACGCGGGCUGACUCCGGACAAUGUCAAGAUCGUCGAAACCUUCACAGACACUGAGUCGGAACGUCACUUUUACCUGACAUCUCUCCUCAUCGAAAUGAGAGGUGUUGAGGCUCUCACGCUCAUGCGACAAUCACUAGACGAAGCGUUUGUCGGCGACCGACUCGCCUCUAAACGGCUCACGGACUAUCUCGAGCGGCUCGCGGGUGUCAUCAGCGACUUGACUCGCAUCCUUGCUAAAGUCAGAGAUCAUUGUGUACCCGCCGAGUUCUACUGGGCUAUCCGACCAUGGUUCAGAGGUAGUGAUGCAUCAUUGGCAGGGCGCGGAUGGCACUAUUCAGGAAUCGAUCCGGAGCACGUUCGGCGAAAUUUGGGAGGACCGAGCGCGGGCCAAUCGUCCCUCAUUCAUGCUUUGGAUGUCUUCCUUGACGUGGACCACUCCAGACGAAAGGAGCGCCUCCGCGACCGCACGCCUCGUUCUGUCGAUUUGGGACCAUCAGAUGCCACAUUCAUGGAGCGCAUGUCUUUCUAUAUGCCCAGGCACCAUCGAGACUUUCUCCAUCACCUACGGUCCUUGUCCUUUGAAGAUGUGAGCCAGUCUGAGCCACCAACUACUACCUCACACCAAAGCGGAACACCACAUCCCGUUCGCGCAUUUAUAAUUGACCGCAUAGGCACUGAGCCCACAUUGUCCUUCGCCUACGACAAAGCUCUUAAAGCUCUGAAGAGCCUGCGCGACGAGCACAUGAAGGUGGCAGCGCUCUACAUCAUCAGCCAGUCGCGCAAGAGCCCAACAGCAGUGCACGCAUCCGAUGAUCUGCAGGUACCGAUCACGGUUGCACCGACAGGAAGGGAAACGACUUUGGUUGGCACUGGCGGCACAGACCUCGUCCAGUUCCUUAAAGAUUGUCGCAUCAAUACUGUCGAUGCCAUGAUUCAACCAACGCAUUGAUUGCAAGCAAUACACCCGUUCGCCUUGAUAGAGCUCACCGCAUUGCACCCAUUUCCAGUUGUAUGACAGUACCAAAAUAGAUCCUUGCAUCAUCU